AUGCAAAGCUUGUCAAUUUAUCCUCGAUGAAAAGUUGGGGCUAUCAUGGUCGCGGUGAGCUCUUUUAGCAGUGGAGUGGCUGUGUAUGUGCGGCUCUGGAGUCUGCCUGCACAGUGUACCUGCCUCGUUCCACCUCUAAUCGCUGCCAUCAUGCUCGCAAUUACGCAUCAACAUCGGCGACCGCAUGGCGCUAUCUGCAAUGCCUCGGUCGCAGACCCGCCGUGCUCGCUUCCUUACUCCAGAUAUGAGGAUAGUGUUCCCGCUAAGCUUUGUAGUGGAGAACGCCUGACCUGUCAUGUUAAAUUUGGAUCUGCGUCGUGACCGGUAAAUGAGGCUGGUGUGCUAUCUUUGUGAGGGUACGGAAAAGUCGCGGAUGUCUGCGCAUAGCCAUAAACGUUUUGAAAGGGUUCUUGAAAGUUACCGCCGGUGUAGAAAAGGGCAUGAGUCGAUGUCUGAAUGGGCCUUUGCAGAUCUUUGUACAAAACGGGCUAUGCUUAUGAGUCAGGUUGUUAGGACAUUUCCAGCGUGUACAACCCGCGAGUAAUAGCGCCGUUUGUAUUGAUGUACAUACAUACACAGUAGAACAAAAUGCCAUUAUCUCUGAAUGUAUCCAGCCCCGGGGGGGUUGGGCUGACUUUAUCGCAAAGUCAUCAAGAUGAUUUGAUUGAUGAUAGGCCUGG
Molecule: messenger RNA, 680 nt
Organism: Aaosphaeria arxii CBS 175.79
Lineage: Eukaryota; Fungi; Ascomycota; Dothideomycetes; Pleosporales
Exons: 1
Coding region: 46-321 (91 amino acids)
Source: RefSeq, a predicted model, not a curated record